AUGAGCUUGGGCUUGAAGGCUCACAGUCUGCAUGAUCGGGGCAUGGUCUAUGAAUUUGACAAUAUUGAAUCAUCAGCCAACCUCGCAUGGACACCAUGUUUCGACGCCUUUAAUUGCUCUAGACUGGAAGUUCCUUUGGAUUAUUCAAACAAAAGUCUUGGCACGACGUCGAUUGCUUUCAUCAAGCUGGCUGGCAAAGAUGCCACCGUCGAGUCUCCAAGUAUAGUACUCAUCCCCGGCGGUCCGGGUGGCUCUGGUGUCGACCUACUCCUCACAUACGAGCAUCUCAUCGGGCAGAUGUUUGGAGAGCAGUACAACUUUGUCUCCUUUGACCCUCGCGGUGUGAACAAUAGUGGCUUGCAUCUCGACUGCUUCUCGGGUGAUGCAAAAGCAAGAUCGGCUUUCUAUCGCCUGCACAGAACGGGCGUCACCAAUCUCUCAUCAACAUCGCUUGAGGAACAGUACUACUCAAGCUCUAUCUACGGCGAGUGGUGCAAUAAUGCUGUCGAGAGCAAGUCACCUCAUUCAUACUAUGUGACUACGCCAGCAGUUGCCCAUGAUUUGCUCAGGUUUACCGAAGCCGAAGCUGUAUCGGCCGGCCAGUCACCAUCAAAUGCCAAACUGUGGUGCUAUAGCAUCAGUUACGGCACAGUGAUCGGCAGCACUUUCGCUUCCCUGUUUCCUGACCGCGUUGGGAGAAUGAUACUCGAUGGUGUUCUCAACGCAGAGCAAUAUUACAACAACUAUUGGACGGACAAUGUUGAUCAAAUGGACGAAGCUAUGGAAACAUUCUUGACCUUCUGCCACUCCGCAGGGCCUGAAAAGUGUUCAUUUUGGGGCCCCACGCUGGCUAAUAUCACGGCAAGAAUGGAUGCCAUCACCCGUCAGCUUCACAAUCAUCCAGUCCCUCUAAGCGGCGUCGAGGAUGCAGAUCUGCCGACAAUGGUCACUUAUUCAGACCUGAAGACUCUUUUUCUCAACGCACUCUAUAACCCACUGGCUAGGUUUCCGAGCAUGGCUGACAUCCUACACCAGGCCGAGAGUGGGAAUGUGUCUGCGCUUGCGGGCUUGUAUGACCGGUCGAACUCUAUAACCGAUGCCCGUCUCGCCAUUACAUGCGCCGAUUCGUAUCGGAGGAACAGGCUUACUACCAUAGAAGAGUUCAAGAUGUGGACGGAGUACACGAUUUCCAAGAGCAAGUAUAUCGGUGAUAUCUACCCCAGCCUCCUGGAAGACGAAAUAAGCGCACUUGAGAGGCCUACAUCCUUCCCGAUCCUCUUUGCGAGUAAUACCAUCGACCCUAUCACGCCGUUGAUAUCGGCGAGCAAGAUGUCUUCUCGGUUUGCCGGAUCGGUACUUUUAAUGCAAGAAGCUGUUGGUCACACGGUCAUCGAUCAGGGGGCGUCGGACUGUUACUUUGGAUAUAUCCAGGCAUACCUUCAGGGCACGGUUCCAUCGCCCAACACUACAUGUCCACGACAGUAUAUUCCUUUCAUAGAUGUAUCCCCUUUUUAA
This is a messenger RNA of Aspergillus melleus, 1515 nucleotides long. RefSeq lists its product as uncharacterized. The transcript has 6 exons. NCBI's taxonomy places the organism in Eukaryota, Fungi, Ascomycota, Eurotiomycetes, Eurotiales, Aspergillaceae. The record is from RefSeq and is a predicted model, not a curated record. Bases 1 to 1515 code for a protein of 504 amino acids.